AUGGCAAGAAGCCUGUUGCUAGUUUUCCUCCUACUCGCGACCAUUCAGUUGUCACUUCAAGAUCAGAAGCUUAGGGAUGGAAGUCAGGAGUUUAGCUACGUUUGGACCAAGCUUCAGAAGACUGACAGGCAUUGGAACUUUCUGGCUUAUUUGCGACUUGCAGGAAUAAGAUCCUUGUCCAAGCUGCUUUCGACGACCGAGACUGGCAUCACAAUCCUCGCGCCUGUGGAUCAGGGUUUUGCUCAACUGGGCGACUUCAACGCGACAAGGAUAAGAAAGGAUCCCGCCUUCUUGACGAAGACACUGCAGCUGCACAUCCUUAUUCCUAAGGCCACCGCUGCUAAGCUUCAGCAAGACCCUUUGAGUACUGAAUACCGUACACUUGCUGGUGUUGCCCUAGUGAAGCGCAACUCAACAAUUCCUGGAAAGGUUCAGCUCUUGUUGAAGGGGUCUACAAGUUCUACAACCAUUUUGACACUUUCAUUGUCCGCAAAAAGUGCCGCUAACGUCCAUUCAGUGAGCAAUGUGAUGCUGCCGUACUAA
Closterium sp. NIES-65 is the source of this 543-nucleotide messenger RNA. Lineage: Eukaryota; Viridiplantae; Streptophyta; Zygnematophyceae; Desmidiales; Closteriaceae. The record is from the annotation of a GenBank genome assembly.